This is a messenger RNA of Nerophis lumbriciformis (worm pipefish), 1620 nucleotides long. RefSeq names its product ADP-ribosylation factor 6a (gene arf6a). Gene Ontology annotation, molecular function: GTPase activity; GTP binding. Lineage: Eukaryota; Metazoa; Chordata; Actinopteri; Syngnathiformes; Syngnathidae. The record is from RefSeq and is a predicted model, not a curated record.
GUAGGGGCGACACACCCAUCGGCCACCUUUUGUGUGUGUUUUACUCAAAUGCCCGAGUUAGUGACGUGUACUUGAAUGCAUCACCAGUUUGUGUAUGUGAACCGUGUACAGGAAGUGGCGGGCCACGGCUGCUCUGGGUCCGCACCUUUUCCGGUAACACAGUACUACGGUUGAGAGAGCGAGCGAGAGCGGCAAAAAGAAGACUGAGAGGCGGAGGAGAAACGGCCCGGGAACCGGGCAGAACGAUAGCCGGAGACGUGAGUCUUUUCCACCAUAUUUUAAUGACAUGAAAGGGAAGAGGAGAAAGUCGGAUGAAUCACUGACCUUUCCGGGCCUUCCUCCACGGAAAGGUGGUGGGGGUGGAAUCCGUGUGUUACGGCGGUGAAUUUAAUCGGCAAGUCCCUAAGCGAUUGUGGACGCACAGCGACCGAGGAGGAAGUGCUUAAUCCGGGUAUGGACUGGGCCUGACUCCGUCUCCCGCUGAGCGCUCUGGAGUCUGGAAGACUUUGAAGUCUUUGUGGAAAUGUGUUUUUUAAAAGGCACAUGUUAGAUUGAUCCUACAAGGGCUACUGCACACCCACUCAGGUCACAUAUAAAAAUAUUUGUAUUAUUCAGCCGCCAUUAAAGACGCUAGACUUCCUUACCCCCCAUCUACUAAGUAUUUAUGCCCAGCAAACAAGAUGGGGAAAAUGCUGUCAAAGAUCUUUGGCAACAAGGAGAUGAGAUUAUUGAUGCUUGGACUUGAUGCAGCGGGAAAAACCACCAUCCUGUACAAACUGAAGCUGGGACAGUCAGUCACCACUAUCCCAACGGUGGGCUUCAACGUGGAGUCGGUCACCUACAAGAAUGUCAAGUUCAACGUGUGGGACGUGGGCGGCCAGGACAAGAUACGGCCCCUUUGGAGACACUACUACACCGGUACCCAGGGCCUCAUCUUUGUGGUGGACUGUGCCGACAGGGAUCGGAUCGACGAGGCCCGUCAGGAGCUCCACCGUGUCAUUAACGACCGUGAGAUGAGGAACGCCAUCAUACUCAUCUUUGCCAACAAGCAGGAUCUCCCAGACGCCAUGAAGCCCCACGAGAUCCAGGAGAAGCUGGGCCUGACGCGGAUCCGGGACAGGAAUUGGUACGUUCAGCCCUCAUGUGCGACGUCCGGGGAUGGACUCUUUGAGGGCCUCACCUGGCUUACUUCAAACUACAAAAGCUAAUGCCCCACCAAACUGAACUUAACAGUUGUCAACAAUGAAAACACAUGCGGGAGAGAAAGAGAGAGUAUAAUGCAAUUAAUUACACAACCUCUCUGCUCUAUAGCAAUUAGUUUUAUUCCCCAUUUUUCAUAAUUGUGACUAUUAUAACCCAACAUUGUAAUUUUUGUUUGCUUUGCAGCUCCCUCCCUAUCUGCAUAAUCAGUUUAAGAAUAAUUUCAGCUCUUAUUGUUUGGCAGGUUACUUCGCUUUUGCUAUCUUCUUGUUCUCCAUGGACUUGACAUUACCGAUCCUAAGAGUAGGUGGACAACUUCUGGGAUUUGUUUUGCCUUUUAUUAGCAUGUCAUGUUGAACUUUUUCUAAGAAUGUCUAUGUUGCGCCUCAAAUACAAACAAAAAAGUGAUUGUACCUGUUA